UAGGCUGCCAAUUGAUGACAUCACUUUUUGCAUUUAUUGAUGGGAAGGCUCCUGUUUGUUCAAAAAUAUUUCUCAAAUCAACAUGGUAUUAGGAAUGACAUAUGCAAAUUAUUAAAGUGAACUUUCCACUGUAAAGGUCGAGAAUAAAAUCGUAAUUCUAGCAUACACAAAAGAUGAAUUUUAAGUGACCCACAGCAAGGUGUAUGAGGAAGACUCUUUUAUACUCAUUUAUUUAUUAGUUAGUUUAUUUAACAGGGGCAACAUGGAUAAACAUUGUUACAUAAGGGGAAGCAAUGCAACAGAUCCAUUGUAUAUAGGGCAAUAAAACAGAUUGUGUUUAUGUGUACAUGCAUGCGUAUGUAUUGUACAUAACUAUGUAUGCACUGAUGUCCUGGUGCGAGUGUAUGUGUAUAAGUAUAAAUGCACGGUAUGUAUGUGACAAGCGGAUCAGUUCAAAGGUUAUUCUGUGUUCACAUCUUUGUUGUUUAAGCCACUGUUCCAUUUCUGUAUUGAAAACUUUAAAUUCUGAUUGUGUUUUUAAUUAAGGUGGUUCCAUAGUUGAGAGCCUUUUAAUGAAAAAUUCUGAAAUAUAAGUUGGAGACGCUAAAACUUAAAAAUAAUGCCUACUGUCAGAGCUUAGCCAAAAGAGUUUAAAGAUCACUGCCGGGAUGUUAGCCAUACAACAAAUUUUCCAAAGCAGCCAUCAGGCCCCAGUCUGUCUUGUAGAGCAUGCUGUUUUCCCGCAGAUUGUCUUAUCAGGGGUUGGCAUAGCUGCACCCCGGGACAGCUGAUGGGAGGAGUCAGCUCAACUGAACUAACCCUUCAUGAGUGCCAAAAGAACCUACACAACACCCAUCAACAGUCAUCUAUUUAGCACCGGCAGGUCUACAGAUAUGUAAUGUGCUGUUGAUUUUUUGCAGCAAGAGCCGGUCCUGAAUGUGUUCAACUGCCAACUAUGGUCUCCCACUGAGGAGAACCUGUGAGGUAUUAGCCACUCCAGGCAGGCUGUGUGGGGGAGUGUCCAUGUCAACUAAUUUCCCUGGAGCCAGGUCUCAUGGAGCUCCUCAAGAUACAGAGAUGGAUGUGGCUUUUCAGGAGCUGAUGGCCAUCACAGAGCUGCAGUUUGAUGUCCCUGGUGAAGGCUCCUAUGAAACAACACAGUACCAAACCAUGGAGCCCAUGGUCCCUAUGGGAGGAUAUGGGAUGGCUCAGUCCCAUUCUAUGCCUCCUCCUGCUGCUGCUGCUUGUGAGCUUGGCACUGCUGACACUUACGAUGGAUGUUACUCUGAAGAAGUGCCUGUCUGUCAUCAACUAGGCAGCAACGCAGAGGCAGUGUACGGACACUCUGGAUCUCAGCUCAAUCAAACAAUGCUCCCCAUCUCUUCUCACACACAGCCCUCACUCAUGGCUCCUAGGAAACAGAUGAACAUGUCAAGUACCAGUCAAGGGCACAGAAGGGCCAACGCUUGUCUCUCUCAGGGACUAAAUCAGCACAUGCUGUGGACUAUACAUGGACAAAGUUCGCACGCUCGCUCAGCUGAUGAUCUGGAGUCGGACUCUGGUCUGUCUCUGGGUUCUAGUCCACCUUUGGCAUCCCCAGAUAAUCCUGCUGGUGGUGCACCAGGUUACCAGAGUGUAGACAUGGGCACGACAUAUGGGGACUGUGAACCAGACAGUAUGACUGAGCACACUAGAGGAGCACACAUCCAUUACUCGAUGGACUACCAGAAUCAGUCUCACUCAUAUUUACACUCAGGUACACAGCAGUCCUAUUUUUCAUCCCAACACUCUUUAUCUCAUACACAACCAAAUGGUCCGACUUCUUGGUCAGUGAAACAGCAGGGUCAGUCCACUGCUCUGAGUGACCAAUACAUUGACUCUGGAGUGUCCAGCAGAGGGAGCUCUCAGCAUAACAUGUAUAUAAAAUCACAAGGAAGCAUCUCCACUCCUGCUCCACUGAGCAGAGAUGAGCGACGAGCCGUGGCUUUGAAGAUUCCAUUCCCCAUGGAUAAGAUUAUCAAUCUGCCCGUGGAUGAUUUCAAUGAGCUCCUGACACAGUAUACUCUGACAGAUACUCAACUGGCACUGGUCAGGGACAUUAGACGGAGAGGGAAGAACAAGGUGGCAGCUCAGAACUGCAGGAAAAGGAAGCUUGAGAGCAUAAUUCACCUUGAAAGAGAACUGACCCAGCUGCAAGCCCAAAGAGAGCACUUAGCACAGGAAAGGCGCGAGUUCCAGCACAGCUUGGGUUUUAUUAAGUGUCGCCUUGCAGACCUCUAUUCAGAAGUAUUUUCUCAUUUAAGAGAUGAAGAUGGACAACCAUACUCAAUAGAUGAUUACUCCCUGCAACAAACACCUGAUGGUAAAAUUUAUUUGGUACCUCACACAACUAUGCAAAAGAGAGAUCAAUGCUGAGGAAUUAGAGACAGUCUUGCAUUAUGUAAUACCUACAGAAUGUAUACUGCCUGAUUGUGCCAACUGAAGUAAAUUAACUUGGAAGUUAAUUCAAGACUUAACCCUCAUGUUAACUUGCAGUACAUGUAUUAAUAGACAUUUUUCAUGCUCUUACAAUUGACUGAAACCACACCAGUGCUUUAUAAAAAUAGGCUACUUUAUUAAAAAGUAAGAUCCACUGCACAGCAGUCUUCAGUUUUAAAAAAAUAAAAUAAAAAAAGUACAAAAGUCUUCAGCACCAGCAUGAUUGUUCAGCAAACCUGUGAAAACACAACAAGUUAAAUAAAAUAUAAAACUCUGAAAAA
This is a messenger RNA of Siniperca chuatsi (mandarin fish), 2759 nucleotides long. RefSeq names its product nuclear factor, erythroid 2 (gene nfe2). Gene Ontology annotation, cellular component: nucleus. Gene Ontology annotation, biological process: regulation of transcription by RNA polymerase II. The record is from RefSeq and is a predicted model, not a curated record. Gene Ontology annotation, molecular function: RNA polymerase II cis-regulatory region sequence-specific DNA binding; DNA-binding transcription factor activity, RNA polymerase II-specific. Lineage: Eukaryota; Metazoa; Chordata; Actinopteri; Centrarchiformes; Sinipercidae. The transcript is spliced from 4 exons. Bases 937 to 2415 code for a protein of 492 amino acids.